Messenger RNA from Cajanus cajan (pigeon pea), 3222 nucleotides. Its product is annotated as transducin family protein / WD-40 repeat family protein. Lineage: Eukaryota; Viridiplantae; Streptophyta; Magnoliopsida; Fabales; Fabaceae. Gene Ontology annotation, molecular function: protein binding; chromatin binding. Gene Ontology annotation, cellular component: nuclear replication fork. Gene Ontology annotation, biological process: DNA-templated DNA replication; mitotic cell cycle; DNA repair. The record is from RefSeq and is a predicted model, not a curated record.
AAACGAUUCAUUGAGCUUUAAGGUUUAGAUUUACUCACCUCUUCCUUCUCUCAUUCCCCUCACAAGUCAGAACCAAACCUCACUCCUUCUUUCUCCGUUAGCGCCAUGAAGGUUCGGUCGCUGAAGCUGAGGGAGGCCCACGGCGGCAAGGGUGGCCGCGCCUCCUUCUGCUCCGUCGUGUGGGACCAGAAGGCGCAACAUUUGGUCACCGCCUCCUCCUCCGACGUCUCCAUCUGCAUCCACGACCCCCUUUUCCCCUCUCUCACUCCCAAAACCCUCCGCCACCACCGCGACGGCGUCACCGCCUUGGCGCUCAGCCCCAAUUCCACUUGCCUCGCUUCCGGAUCCCUCGAUCACUCCGUCAAGCUCUACAAGUUCCCUAGUGGUGAGUUUGAGACAAAUAUUACUAGAUUUACACUGCCAAUACGUUCCCUGGCGUUUAACAAAUCAGGGAGCAUGCUGGCUGCGGCUGGUGAUGACGAGGGAAUCAAGCUAAUAAACACAGUUGAUGGUUCCAUUGCAAGGGUUCUCAAAGGACAUAAAGGGUCUGUCACUGGCUUAGCUUUUGACCCUAAUGGCGAAUACUUAGCCUCUCUGGAUUCAACUGGAACAGUUAUAUUGUGGGAACUUCACUCUGGGAGAAUUGUUCAUAACCUCGAAGGCAUAGCUCCUGACACGGGGGUGGAUGUUUCUACUAUGAAUGUUCUUUGCUGGAGUCCUGAUGGUGAGACCUUGGCUGUUCCUGGGUUGAGAAAUGAUGUGGUAAUGUAUGAUAGGGAUACUGCUGAGAAGUUGUUUUCUUUGAGAGGUGAUCAUAUACAGCCAAUAUGUUUCUUGUGUUGGUCACCCAAUGGGGAGUACAUUGCUACCUCUGGUUUAGACAAGCAGGUUCUGAUCUGGGAUGUUAAUAGGAAGCAGGACAUUGACAGACAGAAGUUUGAUGAAAGAGUAUGUUGUAUGGCGUGGAAGCCAAUUGAGAAUGCCUUGGCUGUUAUUGAUGUUAUGGGGAAGUAUGGUAUUUGGGAGAAUGUUAUUCCGUCGUCUAUGAAGUCUCCAACUGAGGAUAUACCUGCGCAAUACAAGAGCAAUGGGGUUCUUUUAUUUGAUGAGGAGGAUCCUGAAAAUAGUGUAAGUGGAAGCAUGAGUGAUAUUGGUGAAAAUAGUAAUGAGGUGUCUGAGCCACCUAGCAAGAAAAGAUUGCGUAAACAGACUUUUAGUGAGGAAAAUUUAGGUGAGGAUGAAGGAGAGGAAAUUGAUUUGUAUCCGAAGGCUGAUUCUCACAAAAAACGAAAUCGAUCAAGCAAGGAAAAUUUGGAUAGUGGGAAUAUGGGAUUUAGAAGCACCAUGGUAACAUCUAAGGCAAAGAUGCAGGAGGCAUUUCAACCAGGAUCUACUCCUGUGCAGCCUGGGAAAAGGCGUUUCUUAUGCUACAAUAUGCUUGGAUGUAUAACUUCUAUUGAACAUGAUGGAUACUGCCAUAUUGAGAUUGAUUUUCAUGAUACUGGAAGCACUCCACGAGUUCCUUCAAUGACCGAUCAUUUUGGAUUUACAAUGGCGGCAUUGAACGAGAAUGGGAGCGUCUUUGCAAAUCCUUGCAAGGGAGAGAACAACAUGAGCACUCUCAUGUAUCGCCCAUUUGGUAGUUGGGCCAAUAAUAGCGAGUGGUCUAUGCGCUUUGAAGGAGAAGAAGUGAAGGUUGUUGCACUUGGUGCUGCUUGGGUUGCUGCAGUAACUAGUUUUAAUUAUCUUCGCAUCUUUUCUGAGGGUGGUUUGCAGAGACAUGUGAUUUCGCUAGACGGGCCAGUGGUGACCGCAUCCGGUUUUAAGGAUAAGCUUGCAGUUGUGACUCAUGCUUCUGAUUGCCUCCCCUCAAAUGAUCAGAUGUUAGAGUUUAGAGUAUUUAAUAUUCCUCAUGGGGUCCAACCCCUUCGAGGUCGCUUGCCACUAUCUCCUGGUUCAUCCCUAAGUUGGAUUGGGUUUAGUGAAGAAGGCCAACUGUGUUCAUACGAUUCGAAGGGUGUGCUAAGAUCAUAUACAAGCCAAUUUGGUGGUAGCUGGAUCCCACUCUUCAGUGCUGUUAAAGAGAAGAAGCCAGAUGAAAACUAUUGGGUGACGGGGUUGAAUGAAAGCAAGUUAUUUUGUGUGGUGUGCAAAAAGCCUGACGAAUUCCCUCAGGUGAUGCCUAAGCCAAUUCUCACUCUGCUGAGUCUUUCUUUUCCUCUUGCUUCCUCUGAUUUGGGAUCUGAAGCUCAUGAAAACGAGUUUAUGAUGAACAGCUUGCAUCACUUUGAGAUUCAGAAAAGAAUGGAGGAAAUGGAUUCUGUGGGUCUGGACACUACUUCACUUGAUGAUGAUGCUUUCAAUUUGGAAGCAGCACAAGAUAAAUGCAUACUGAGGCUUAUAGCAUCCUGCUGCCACAGUGAUAAGCUUGUGCGAGCUACAGAACUUGUGAAGCUUUUGUCUCUGGAAAAAUCAAUGAGAGGAGCAAUAAAACUUGUUACUGCUCUGAAGCUUCCAAACUUAGCCGAAAUGUUCAGCAGCAUAUUGGAGGAAAGGCUACAUGAUGAAGCCAAAAGAACUGCGGAAACCAACAUCAAAGAAAACUGUGUUGCACCUAUUACAGCUGAUGCCCUUCAUAGCGGAAGCAAGGCCCCAACUCACUCUGAAACAUUAAAUGCAGUUACCAAGUCAUCACCACCAAACUUAUCUGCUCCAUUGUUUAAAAAGAAAGAGAAAACACAAGAUGGUGCUAAAGCUGAAAUAAAUAAGACCACAAUGGUAAAUGAAACUCUGAAAGCAAAACAAACAAGGGAUGAAACAAGUAACAAGGUGGUGCAACAAACUCCUCAUUCACAUGAUUCCUCUACGAAGUCGUCAAAUAAGAAUGGGCUUAAUAAGUCAGAGGCUAGUUUGGGACAAUCAAAUCGACCGUCCAAUCCAUUUUUGAAGUCUACUAUCAAGUGAAAAAAACACGAUGGAGGUUUUGGGUAGUUUAGUUGAAAUCAAUUAUCGGAAUAGGGUGUCCUGCAGAACGAGGCUUGCGUCUUGUUUAUAAUGACCUAUUUAAAAAGCAAAAAAGAGCCUAGAGAAAAUGAAAAAUCGUUUGUAUAUUACCGUAAAAUCUUAAUGUAAUUCACCAGAAAAAAAUCUUAUUGUAUUUAGUUUUUGAAUUCAAUAUGAAUUUCGAUGGCUCCUGGAUUGGUAUACAAUCUCUAUUUUCUU